Messenger RNA from Anastrepha obliqua, 1732 nucleotides. Its product is annotated as myb-like protein I. Lineage: Eukaryota; Metazoa; Arthropoda; Insecta; Diptera; Tephritidae. The record is from RefSeq and is a predicted model, not a curated record. Bases 236 to 1714 code for a protein of 492 amino acids. The transcript is spliced from 2 exons.
UUGAACUCGUGCUAUAAACUAAGCAAAAACAAAAAUAAAAUUGAAUGAAGGAAGUUCUGUGCUAUUUAAAAAUAAUUAAUAAAUAUGUUCUAAUAAUUAAAAAUUAUUAAAAACAAAUCACAAAAAAGCAGCAAAAGAAGAAUUCGUGCAAAAUUAAAAAUUUUCGAUAAUCAGCUGCAGCAGAGGAUACAUUAGCAAGUGCUUAUUCUGCAAUUCAGCUGCUCGGCAGGCGGUCAUGUCGGAUGAACAUCAGCAACAACAGCAGCAACAGCAGCAGCAGCAGCAUCAACGUCAGCAGCUCUUGCAGCAGCAACAGCAACAGCAACAGAAAUGCUCGAAGGAUACCACGACAACCGCUUCAUCUUCCUCCUCCUCUUCGCCCACAAAUGCCACUUCCACAGCCACACCGCGCAAGUCGAAUAUUCAUGAGAUGCGCAAUCAGGACUUUGUUAGUCGACUGAUGGCAGCCACGCCUCCCUAUUUAUAUUCAACGCCGGUGGGUGCCAACAACUUUUUCUUCAGCGACAUGCUGCGCUCCCUGGUACAGGCACGUAACAACGAGAAUGCGCGCAAUCUGCAGCUGCAGCAGUCGAUGGUGUUGGCGCGCCGACCACGGAAGCGCACUUGGGCCCACCACCGGCCCUAUUAUGAACACUUGCGUGAACGUAAAGAGGCAGAAGAGAAACAACAGCAACAGCAGCAGCAGCAGCAGCAACUGCAACAACAACAGCUAGCAAGUAACACAGCAUCUUUAGUGGGUUUAGAAAAACCACUAGAACUUACAAAUAAGCCAUAUUUCCAAUUAGCCAAUAAAUAUCGCAAAUUGGAGGAUGCAACAGAUAUUAAGACUGCAAGGUGUGAGUCGGGCGGCGUCACAACACCCGACUCAACUGCUGCAAGUGCUACAAAUGGCAAUAAUGGUGGUGGUAGUGGUGGCGGCGCAGUGGAUGCUGUGUUGCAGGACACACCGCCUGCUGCCUCAUUGCCGCCACAAGAUUUGGUAUUGCCACCACCGCCACCCGUCUGGUAUCCACCACUCUAUCCACCCUACGGCAUUGAUCCGUUGCACUUUUUCAUCGAUCUGCGCGUCUCUGGUCAUAUUUACGAUCGCAAAAAGGAGAAUAUUUCACCGCUCACCAGCGCCGAUAACAGCAAUGCGGCCAAGGACUCGGAGGCAGCAGCCGGUGGCAAUGCCUCUGGUGUUAGUCUGUUAAACAAACAUCGUCAGGGCUCUGCCUUCACGGUACCUAUCCCGCGUUCAAAUGACUCAAAGCCUGCUGCUGGGCAUACGCUAGACGCAAUCAAUUUGACCUCCUCUGCCAUGGCAAGCAAAUUUGAAAACUACACGAAGUACUAUGAUUUGGGUGAAGCCAAAGAGAACCAACCGCUAACAAAAAAUAGCGCCAGCUACAUGUUGCAGCAUUUGCCACGUCUUUACAGCCAGUUUGCGGCACGCGAUUUAAUCGCCUCCAAUGUAGCUGCAGCUGCAGGGAGUGGCAACAGUAACAGCUACGACACUGACAAUAAAUCCGAACCCGAUUGUGAUGCUGAUUCCGACGGGCGCGCCUCUGUGGAUAAUUGCGCGAGUUUGGGUGGCAAUAAUCGCGAACGGGAUAUCGAUGUCGAAAUUCUCGACUCCAUCAAAUAUCGCACCGAUGGCGAGAGCAGCCGCUGUUCGAGCGCAGAUGAGGCUUCCAUCACGCAAAUCGAUUAGACAGUUAUUUAAGUUAUG